AUGGCCGAAAAUCUGGGCGCGCAAUCCACCCUGUGUAAUUAUGACCGCUUCCGGUCCUACGACGAUUCUCCUUGGCCGGACGAGCUCCGCUACUGGGGUGAAGUCCGCGAGCGCUGGUGCUACAUUGGGGAGAUCACAGAGGUCGGUACUGUACCGAUAGUGAACCGCAUGACUCCCGGCAUGCGCGAUAUGGAGAAAGCCAUCUGCACCGUCGUGUUCCAUACCACCAACUUGGCCGACUCCUUUCGCAAGAGCUGCGUGAAGGGCAACACGUUGGUCAUCUUGUACGCGAAGCAAAAUCGGUUCCUGGACGGGAAGCCUGGGUUUCGGAUUGAGCAGAAGGAUCUCCCGUACGUCAAGGUGAGGCUGGAACUGGAGGACGGUGUUCCGGAGAGUGUUCCUGCUGACUGGACCCCGGCUCGCACGGCCGGAAGGCCUUCGACAUCCCAUUCGCAUCCAUGCUCGAGGUUAACGACAGACUAG
Gloeophyllum trabeum ATCC 11539 is the source of this 483-nucleotide messenger RNA. RefSeq lists its product as uncharacterized. Bases 1 to 483 code for a protein of 160 amino acids. The record is from RefSeq and is a predicted model, not a curated record. The transcript has a single exon. NCBI's taxonomy places the organism in Eukaryota, Fungi, Basidiomycota, Agaricomycetes, Gloeophyllales, Gloeophyllaceae.